Messenger RNA from Eutrema salsugineum, 278 nucleotides. RefSeq lists its product as uncharacterized. The coding region runs from base 1 to 183 and encodes 60 amino acids. The record is from RefSeq and is a predicted model, not a curated record. Lineage: Eukaryota; Viridiplantae; Streptophyta; Magnoliopsida; Brassicales; Brassicaceae. The transcript has a single exon.
AUGGAUUCAGGACUAUCUUGGGCUGAUCAAUGGGAUUACAACUCUGAUCCUCCUCCAAAUUCAAAUAAAGAAGACGAUAAGAAGAAGAAGAAAAAGAAGGAAGACGGAAGCAAAAGCAGUUUUGGGAAGGCCAUACUUGGCUUGAAAUGGGUCAAGGAACUUCGCAAGAAAUCUGAUAAGUAAUCAAUAGGUUGUAUUGUUUUAGUUACACAAGGCUUUGUUGAUUCAUACGUUCCCUUGUGAUUAAUCCAUUAAUCUAUGUCUCUCUUUUUUAACCA